This is a messenger RNA of Chinchilla lanigera (long-tailed chinchilla), 942 nucleotides long. RefSeq names its product olfactory receptor 1J1-like. NCBI's taxonomy places the organism in Eukaryota, Metazoa, Chordata, Mammalia, Rodentia, Chinchillidae. Gene Ontology annotation, cellular component: membrane. Gene Ontology annotation, biological process: G protein-coupled receptor signaling pathway. Bases 1 to 942 code for a protein of 313 amino acids. Gene Ontology annotation, molecular function: G protein-coupled receptor activity; olfactory receptor activity. The transcript has a single exon. The record is from RefSeq and is a predicted model, not a curated record.
AUGAGGACUGAGAACCAGAGCAGAGUGUCAGAGUUCCUCCUCCUGGGGCUCCCUAUCUGGCCAGACCAGCAGGCUGUGGUCUUCGCCCUCUUCCUGCUCAUGUACCUGACCACGGUGCUGGGGAACCUGCUCAUCAUCCUGCUCAUCAGGCUGGACUCUAGCCUCCACACCCCCAUGUACUUCUUCCUCAGCCACUUGGCUCUCACUGACAUCUCCUUUUCAUCUGUCACUGUCCCAAAGAUGCUGACAAAUAUGAGGACCCAGCACCUAUCCAUCACCUCUGAGGGUUGCAUUUCACAAACAUAUUUUUUCAUAUUCUUUGCUGACUUGGACAGUUUUCUUAUCACUUCAAUGGCCUAUGACAGGUAUGUGGCCAUCUGCCAUCCUCUACAUUAUACCACCAUUAUGAGUCAGAGCCUUUGUGUCAUGCUGGUAGCCGUGUCCUGGGUCAUUGCUUGUGCUUGUGCUCUUUUGCAUACCCUCCUCCUGGCCCAGCUUUCCUUCUGUGUUAAAAAUACUGUACCUCACUUCUUCUGUGACCUUGGUUCCCUGCUUAGGUUGUCUUGCUCAGACACCUCCCUCAACCAAUUGGUAAUCUUUACUGCAGGUCUGACAGCCAUUAUGCUUCCGUUUCUGUGUAUUCUGGUUUCUUAUGGUCGUAUUGGGGUCACAGUCCUCCAGGUUCCCUCUACCAAGGGCAUCUGCAAAGCCUUGUCCACAUGUGGAUCCCACCUCUCAGUAGUGAUUCUCUAUUAUGCAGCAAUUAUUUUUCUCUAUUUUCUUCCCUCCUCCAUCAACAGCAAUGCCAAUGAGAUAAUUGCUUCAGUGAUGUACACUGUGGUCACUCCCAUGUUGAAUCCCUUCAUUUACAGCCUGAGAAAUAAAGAUAUGAAAGGGGCAUUCAGAAAACUGUUUAAUAAGAAAACAUACUCUUCCAACUGA